Molecule: messenger RNA, 2186 nt
Organism: Gloeophyllum trabeum ATCC 11539
Lineage: Eukaryota; Fungi; Basidiomycota; Agaricomycetes; Gloeophyllales; Gloeophyllaceae
Exons: 7
Coding region: 1-2109 (702 amino acids)
Source: RefSeq, a predicted model, not a curated record
AUGGACGGAACGGACAGUCUGCUGACGACUUUGUACAAGUACGCUUCGCCGGACGCGUUGCCAACAAACACCCUCCACCCAUUCGCUUCCUCAUCCGAGACAUCGACAGCUGAAUUGAGGAGCUUGCUCGAUGCGACGAGCAUCCUCUCGCAAUCACUAAAUCUUCACUUGUCGCUUCCUUACUCAAACCCUAAGCUAGUAUCCACUUUGCGACAACAUGCCGCUAUCCAGAGUACUUUGCAUUCGUCGGAGACAGGCAUCGCCCACACGAUAUCAGAGCUUCGCAAAGCACACUAUAAGACAGAAUACAUCGAAGACAUUCCUCUGGACCGAGCUCUCAUACCUCUCUACUGUCUCUCACGACUGGAGACAUGGGGGACCUCAGCGGGGAUGGAGUGCUUCCGAGAAGAAGAGCGCGAUGGGAGGAUUUUGCUGGUCCUUGGAGGGAAGGUCCUCGUAGUGGACGUCGAGGUUGCUCUGGAUAGGAACGAUGCGGCCGGCCCCAAGUUAACGCUGACGAACGUGAAGACGAGCUAUGCUGUGCCCAGUGCGAGUGCAGGGGCGAGCAACGCUGUCGGCUCGACAUCUCUCGACAUCUUCCUGAUGGAAGUGAUUCGGCGAUUCUUAGACGAAGCGCAGAGAUCCGAGGAGACACAGGACUGCGCGGAAGCCGCGAGGCUGGCCAAGGUCGUCGCGAAGAGUUUAGAGUACCUUAUGAGCUUGGAUAGCUUGGCUGCAAAGGAAGGAGACUCUGGCUUACGGUGGUUCGGUGAGGUCGAUCGGUUGGCUUCUUCUAUUCAGGGAGUAACCAAGAGCGAGACGGAGGCUAUAUCAAGAUCGUUAUCCUUGGAUCCAACGCCCCUUGAUAUCUAUCUCAUGCGUGCGCACUCACUGCCAUUACCUUACACUAACUCUCCUACGAUGUCCUUCCUCAUCCACAUCUCCCCGCUUUCAUACCUCACGCUCCUCCGCUCCUCCCCCUCCCAAACCCGCCAGUCUUCCUCAGGAAGCUCAAUCGACAUACCCGUCCCUCAUCUCCGCACUUACCUCAACUCCCACCCGAAGCCACCGGGGGUCACGUUAGCUAGCCUCCACCUCGUUCAGCAGGCGCAGUCCCAAAUCCACAUGUCGGAGGACUCGAUGGAAAUGCCCCCACUGAGUACUCGGCCGACGUUCCCUUUGCUCUCCACGCCGGAGGAGACGGGCUAUGCUUUUCCUGGCCCUCAGUCUCAACCCCAAUCUCAAGGUGAGGAAUCGGCGGAGACGCUGAGAUAUAGGUGGGACUUAGACUUCACGGAGGGUGGGAGGUCGAGGGGCAUGGUCAUGGCUCAGAGUCGGAUGCAUGAGAUCGAAAUCAUCGUGAAUCCGUUCGGGGGUAUGACAGCGGGUGGAAUGGGUGGAAUGAUGAGCUUCGGAGGGGGGAGCUGGGUGGACUUGUUAUUGAAUCCCGAUGCCUCGAACCUGGUCUCUCCUGAAAGGUACACCGCUGUCUACACAUCCCCCACUGCAUCACAUCCGGACCUUCAACUCCGUCUGACUGCCCCAGAGGAACCAGGUUUCUUCCUGGAACGGGUGCAGGUAAGAAACAUGAAAGAAGUUUGGGGAAUUUUGGAGAUAGUGAAAGAACAAGCAUGGCUCAACCAGACUCUUCUCGGUUGCCAAUGGUUGCCGGAGGGUUUGGCGAAUAUUAAAGACCGCCCGACGGGAGCGCCACCGGAAGACGAAGAUGCUGAUGUAACGGAAGAAGACCUGCACGCCGUACUGAGUGGCUCCAUUACGCCCCGGAAGAUCCCCGUGAACGUCUAUAUUGCCUCUUCAGCCGACCCCGAUCCAGCGCAUCAUCCUCUCUUCGACUCAUCCCUGUCCACUUUCUCUUCCUCCCGUCCAACCAUAAUCAUGACUUCUCCUGAAAAGCCACCCAUAUCGGGUCUCUUGGAGGUUACAGUGAGGUACGAGCCGGAGAAGGAAAAAGGUGUUGCAGUAAAUGUAAGUGCUGUCGGUGCGAUGGAAAGCGAGUUAAGCCAGGACGCCAUGGAGGAGAUUUGCCGGAGGGGAGGAAUGUUCGGCUUGCCUGGUAGGUUGUGGAACGGGAUGCAUGCUGGGCAUUAAGGCGCUAAAGCUACAUAUGCCACCGACGUAGUAGUAUUUUGUUCUUCCACUCAUUACACAUUAUUGUCAGAACACCG